Messenger RNA from Clonostachys rhizophaga, 1665 nucleotides. The record is from the annotation of a GenBank genome assembly. NCBI's taxonomy places the organism in Eukaryota, Fungi, Ascomycota, Sordariomycetes, Hypocreales, Bionectriaceae.
AUGGUUCGAUUUAUCUAUCCCGAGAUGCCUGACCCUCCGCCAAGGUUUAAUGAAAGUCUGACCGACUAUCUUCAGCAAAUGAAGAGUUUGUCCUUAGAAGCCCAGGACUCAGACGAUAAGCUCGUCAUUGCCCUCGACUUCGGCAAUACAUUUUCGGGUAUUGCGUAUUGCUUCCUUAACCAGCGCAAUGCCAAGAUUGUCAGUAUUUUGGACUGGCCAGGGGCCGAAGGAGAAUCGGUCCCAAAGAUCUCCACCCGUAUCUGCUAUGAUCCAGAGACUGAUGACUUCAAUUGGGGAGCGUUGGCUAACCGGAUGGAAAACACUAUUGUUGGUGUAAAACUUUUACUCGACCCCCAGCAAGAGCGACCACUGUAUCUCCCCGUAGGAGAUAUUGGGCAGGAAAUCAGCCAGCUCCCAAAACCGCCAGUGGAUAUCGCCGCCGACUUCAUUGGAGCUAUAUAUCAGCAUGCCCUAAGCGAGAUUGCAAAACAGGUUCCUGCAGAGUACAUGGACAUGUGUCAGAAGCAGUUUGUCUUAUCUGUGCCUGCCGUUUGGUCCGACACUGCGAAGUACGCUGCAGUGCAGGCUGCAAAGCGAGCUGGUCUAUAUCCAGUGACCUUGAUCAAAGAGCCCGAAGCAGCAGCCUUAUACACGAUGCAUUCACUCGGCUUUGCUAUGAAGGAGGGCGACGCAUUUAUUGUCUGCGAUGCCGGUGGUGGAACCGUGGACCGCAUCUCGUACGAAAUUGCAGCGCUAACGCCAAAUAUUCAACUCAAGGAGCUUGUUCCCGGUACAGGUGGCAUGGCUGGGUCCCUGGGGUUGAACCAACGCUUUGUGGAGGCCGUGAAGAACCUCGUCGGCGAGGAUCAGUUCCAAGAUUUGAAGAAAACGAAGGGGUUUUGGUUGGCAGAGAACGCAUUUGACAAAGAAGUCAAGAAAGCUUUUCGAGGCAGACCGAACGAGGAGUUUUUUAUCAACUUCCCAAUGGCAUCUCUAGACGACAACCUAGAUCUUGGUUUAGAGUCAAACACUUGGAGAAUAACCGGAAAGGAACUAAGCCAAAUCUAUGCACCACUAAUCACAGAUAUCCUGCGGCUGAUAGACGAUCAGAUCAAAUCUGUUCAACGCAAAAGGCCUGGUCAGCCGAUCAAGGGAAUUUUUCUUGUUGGUGGUUUUGGUGGCAGCCAAUACUUGAGGGCAUGUGUGGCAAGAAGGUACCUUGAUAUCCAAGUGCUACAGCCAAAUGAUGCUUGGAGCGCUAUCGCGAAGGGCGCCGUUCUGAGUCAGCUCGAGCGAGAGGCUACGGUCACUUCCACGUCGUUCACCAGGCACUACGGGGUAGAGGCUUGGGGCCUUAUUGAUCCCUUUGCAGACAUAGGCCAACCCAUUGCGAGCGGGCGCGAUGGCACGACUAGAAUGACGUGGUACAUCAAAAAAGGAGAUGACAUUGCUCGAGAUCAGAAAGUACGAUUCUCAUUCACCAGGGAGUUCGACAAGGGCUGCCCACCAACCAUCAUCAAGAAGAGCCUCGUUGAAUGCGCAGACACCCAAACGCUCUCAUACGAUCUUGUUGUGACAGUGAAAUCUGCUCUGAUGGAGUUUUCAAUGGAAAUUGAUGGAGUACAGAUAGGGACAGUCGAAGCCAGGUAUGGAACAGACAUGUGA